AUGUUGUGGAUUGAUGUGAAAACUGAAGCCGAUUCUACGUGGGAAUAUUUGGUGUAUAAAUUUGAACAGUAUGUCAUUAUGCUGACAUGCGUGAUGGCUUACAUUUCAAUGGUAAUCCUCAAAUACUAUCGAACUCCAUCAGAAAACAGUGCUAUAGGUGUCAAGGAAUCAGAAUUCGAUCAUACAAUCGUUAAGGAUUUUAUUGGAACGAAUUUGAGUACAACGGAACAUACAUGCGCGAUGGCUGAAAGUAAAACAAAAAUUGCACCAAGGAUGUGA
Molecule: messenger RNA, 279 nt
Organism: Thelazia callipaeda (thelaziosis nematode)
Lineage: Eukaryota; Metazoa; Nematoda; Chromadorea; Rhabditida; Thelaziidae
Source: the annotation of a GenBank genome assembly